This is a messenger RNA of Chanos chanos (milkfish), 3280 nucleotides long. RefSeq names its product clock circadian regulator b (gene clockb). Gene Ontology annotation, cellular component: CLOCK-BMAL transcription complex; cytoplasm; nucleus. The record is from RefSeq and is a predicted model, not a curated record. Gene Ontology annotation, biological process: circadian regulation of gene expression; regulation of transcription by RNA polymerase II. NCBI's taxonomy places the organism in Eukaryota, Metazoa, Chordata, Actinopteri, Gonorynchiformes, Chanidae. Bases 261 to 2789 code for a protein of 842 amino acids. Gene Ontology annotation, molecular function: E-box binding; DNA-binding transcription factor activity, RNA polymerase II-specific; protein dimerization activity. The transcript has 22 exons.
UUUCUACAACUCAAGCUGAAACAUAACCGCAACCAGUGGAGCACUACAAUACAAAAGAAAAAAACCGGAAUGUCGGAAAGUGUGAGCUGAUAUCUGACCUCUGAACGCUGACCUCCUCAUAGACAGUGACCUCCUUAGAUUGUAAACACAGAGGAAUUCACAAGAACUCCAUUAAGGCUGUCUUGUAAGCUUGCCUCCAAAUGUCUUCCCCACGCCUGAUGAAUCAUCCUCCACGACGAUAUCCCUGAAACUGCUGCAACAUGAGCUCCCAUAUAGACAGGGAUGAUGGGAGUUUAUUUGAUGGCUUAAUGGAGGAAGAUGAGCGGGACAAAGCUAAACGCGUGUCCAGGAAUAAGUCGGAGAAGAAGCGCAGAGACCAGUUCAAUGUGCUCAUUAAAGAACUGGGCACCAUGUUGCCGGGCAACACCCGCAAGAUGGACAAGUCAACCAUUUUACAGAAGAGCAUCGACUACCUGCGCAAACACAAAGAAAUUGCGGCACAGUCAGAGUCCAGCGAGAUCCAGCAGGACUGGAAACCCCCGUUUCUUAGCAACGAGGAGUUCACACAGCUCAUGCUGGAGGCUCUGGAUGGGUUUUUCUUGGCAAUAUUGACAGAUGGGCAUAUAAUCUACGUCUCGGAGAGUGUCACUUCCUUACUGCAGCACUUACCUUCGGAUCUCGUGGAUCAGAACCUUCUGAACUUCCUUCCAGCUGGGGAGCAUUCUGAAGUAUACAAAGCCUUGUCCUCCCACCCCGAGGGAGAAAACCUCAGUCCUGAAUACCUCAAAACUAAGAACCAACUGGAGUUCUGUUGUCACAUGCUUCGAGGAUCUAUCGAUCCAAAGGAACCCCCCGUGUACGAAUACGUCAAAUUUAUCGGCAACUUCAAAUCGCUGAGUAAUGUGCCUCGCACAACCAGGAACGGUCUAGAAGGGGUCCUCCAAAGGUCGUUACGACCAGCCUUCGAUGACCAAGUCUGUUUCAUAGCAACCGUGCGACUAGCCAAGCCACAGUUUAUCAAGGAAAUGUGCACAGUGGAGGAGCCCAACGAGGAGUUCACCUCCCGACACAGUCUGGAGUGGAAAUUCCUUCUGUUGGACCACAGGGCUCCGCCCAUCAUUGGAUAUCUGCCCUUCGAGGUUCUGGGCACGUCGGGGUAUGAUUACUACCACGUAGACGACCUGGAGUCUCUGGCCAAGUGCCACGAACACCUGAUGCAGUAUGGGAAAGCCAAGUCGUGUUAUUACCGUUUCCUGACUAAAGGUCAGCAAUGGAUUUGGCUUCAGACCCAAUAUUACAUCACCUACCAUCAGUGGAACUCUCGACCCGAGUUUAUCGUCUGCACACACACUGUGGUCAGCUAUGCUGAAGUGCGUGCAGAGCAGCGGAGAGAGCUUGGCAUACAGGAAUCACCACCCGAGAUCACUGCAGACAAGUCUGUUUCUCAGGAUUCAGGGUCUGAGUCACAGUUGAACACCUCCAGCCUGAAGGAAGCGCUGGAGCACUUUGACCACAGCAGGACGCCCUCUACUUCCUCCCGCAGUUCUCGCAAGUCAUCACACACAGCCCUGUCUGACAACACCUGCACAUCCACUCCAUCCAAGAUGCAGAUGGACACAGCCACACCUCCUCGGCCGUCAGGCGGCUCCACCAUAGAAAUGACUUCGAAACAGCGUUCCUCGGCCAGCAGCCAGUCCAUGAGUUCUCAUAACACAGGAACGGGUCCAUCUCCAGGACUGGUCAGUCCUCAGCCACAGCAACAGGUCCAGCCCAAUACCCAGUUCACUGCGCAGCUGAAUGCCAUGCAGCACCUGAAAGAGCAGCUGGAGCAGCGAACGCGUAUGAUCGAAGCCAACAUUCAGAGACAGCAAGAGGAACUCCGACACAUCCAAGAACAGCUCCAGCGUGUCCAGGGCCAGGGUCUCCAGAUGUUCCUGCAGCAGCCUGGAGGCGGGCUCAAUGUUCAGAUACCCCAAGGAGGAGGCACCACGGUGCUAGGGGCUGGGACACAAACAGGCGUCUUGACCAUACAGAGUCAGCAGUGUGUCACAAGCUCCGCCCAUACUGGAACUCAGCACACACUCACACAGCAACAAGCCCCACCUCCUCAACAGCAGACACUGCAGGGCUCCACUGUCACACAGCGGUCUCAGAGUGUGCCUACCCCUGUGUAUAAUGCCAUGAUGAUUAGUCAGACUGGUGGUGCCAGUGUAGUUCAGAUACCCACUACCCUGGCACAGAAUGCCAACACAGCAACUGCCAUCACCAAUUUCACACAGGACCGUCAAAUCAGGUUUCCUGCAGGGCAGCAGUUGGUCACUAAAUUGGUGACUGCUCCCAUGCCUUGUGGGGCAGUCGUAGUGCCCACUACCAUGUUUAUGGCCUACAGCCCGUUUCCACAGCAACAGGGCCAGACGCCAGCAAUCACUCUGCAGGCGCAGCCAGCUGCGCAGACAGACACACAGACACAGUCAGCUGCUGUGCAGCCAGCCCAACAGCAGGGGGCGACGCAACCACAGCAGCAGCAGCAGCAACAACAGCUCCUUCAGGGCACACGGCUUCUACACGGCAACCAGUCAACGCAACUGAUUUUACAGGCAGCUUUUCCUAUUCAGCAGCAGGGUGCGUUUGCUUCCACACAACAACAGCGACAACAACAGCAACAACAACAACAACAACAGCAGCAGCAACCGCAGAGACAACAGCAACAACUAAAGCCACAGACUCAAAAACAGCAGAAACCCACAUCAUCUCUCAGGACUGACACCUCCAGUACCCAGUCGCAGUAAUGCAGCCUGUUUCAGCAAGGCCCAAACCACACCGGACCAGUACUGGAAGGUGAUUGGUGGGUUGCUGUAGUAUUUGUUCUCUGGGGCACGGCCACUGGCCCUAGUCACCGGCUCUUGCUGUCAUGACAACAGUAGAAUUCUCUGGGAACCUCUACACGGUGUUGUGUAACGGGAACAGCUCGCUGUGGCAACAGAACCCAAUACCAUGGCAACUCCAAGCCCAUCACCAUGGUAACAGGUGGUGACAGAAGCUCAGAAAAACCAAGUUUCUCAAGUUGUUUUGUUUUUGUUUUUGUUAGGGUGGGGUUUUUUGUAAUUUAUUCAAACAGAGGAACACGUAUGUAAAGUGUCUGGACCGAUCAGAAUAUCUCAUUUUCAGCUGACGGAGGAGGAACCGUUUUAGCAAACUUCACAUCAAGUGUACAUGCACCUGUAACAUACAAUGUAAAUAUCCAACGUUAAAAGGAACAAAAAAGUAUUGAGUAUUUUAU